Messenger RNA from Triticum turgidum subsp. durum (durum wheat), 192 nucleotides. The record is from the annotation of a GenBank genome assembly. NCBI's taxonomy places the organism in Eukaryota, Viridiplantae, Streptophyta, Magnoliopsida, Poales, Poaceae.
AUGUCGGACACGGAGAGGUCCGUGGCGAGCUGCGUGGCGUACGUCGGCAUGGAAUUGAGGCAGAGGAGCGUGGCCAGGAAUGGGAGGGUGGUGUCGAUUGUGGAGGACACGGUCAGCAGCUGCGGAAACAGCUCGCGUGAAAGCGCUGCGGCUGACGCCACGGUGCGGGUUCGGCCCGGCGGCCUGAGUUGA